UAACAAAUCCAACAGCUGUUUUGAAAGUUGUAACUCUUUUUUUAAUAAGUUAUUGCAAAAUUUCAGCUUAUUAAAAAUGAAUUCGGCAAUAGUUUUUAGUAUUUCGCAGUAUUUGGCUAGAAAUUUUAAAGUGAUGAAUUUGCGCCAUAGUUUUGAAAUUCAAACACUAAGUGGAUUUUACGCAACUUCAACUUCCUCAAACAGUAACGAGGAUCGGAAAUCAUGGAGAAAAAUGGAGCAGGUCCUACUCAAUGAGACAAGUCAGAAAGAACAAUAUCAGAAACAAUUUAAAUGGAAGACUCCUAGAAUAGGAGUUAUUGUUAGUGGUGCAUUUUCAUUUGGAUUCUUUGGGAAAACCAAGGAGGAAGAAACUCCGGAAGACAAGUUAAUAACUACAAUUAAACGAUCGGUACUAUGUAUACAACGCCAAGAACUUGAUAAAGCUGAACAAAUGUUACAUUUAGCUUUGCGUAUGGCGCAGGACUUACAUAGUAAAGAGGGAGUAACAUAUAUUUAUGAUGUGAUGGCAAAUCUUGCUAUGGAAAGGGAGCAAUAUAAAAAGGCUGAAAAACUUUUUGCUGAUGUAAUGAAAAGGUUGUUUAACGAUGGUUACACUGAAGAUAGCUCCCAGAUAAUGCAUAUUAGUGCUAAAUUGGCACACAUGGCACAAUUACAAGGAGAUUUGGAUAAAGCAAUGCAGGGUUUUACAUGGACUCUGAAACGCAUAGAAGAAAAUGUGAAUAAAACGCCGAACGACAAAGAUAUGCAAGAGUUGCUGGGUCUUACUAAAAAUUGGUUCGGUCAAUUGCAAAUGAAGCUGGGGAAAUAUGGUGAUGCCAAAAAAUCAUUUCAAGAGUCUUAUGAUUCAUUAGUAGAAGCAUAUGGACGUGUGAACGAAGAAUCAAUAACUAUUCUAAAUAAUCUUAGCGUGGCAUGUGUAAAUUUGGAGGAAUAUGAACUGGCUAAAAAAUAUUUGACGGAUGCUUUGGAUUUGGUAAAAGAAUUAAAGGAUUCUGAGCAAGAAGGGGUUUUGCAAGCCAAUCUAGGUUUGAUUUAUUUAAGAGAAGGUUUAGUUACGAAAGCGAAAGAAGCGUGCUCGCUAGCGUGGCGUAUCGGUAAAAAAAGUAACAACUUGGAAGCUAUAGAACAAGCCGAAUAUUGUCUUAAUGAAAUAAAAUCAUUUUCAAAAUGAUGAAUCAAGAAAAAAAAAAAUAGAUAAUUGAAUUGAAUUGCUAAUAGUUUUGGAAAAAGUAAAAAUUUAUUAAAAAAUUGUAAAGAAGGGAAAGUUCUUCUGAGACAAAAUAUAAUUAUACUGUUUUAUUAUCCUUAAAAAGUUAUCAUCCUUGUUCGAAACAAGUAUAUCAUUUCAUUGUAUUAGCCAUUAAAUGAUUGACUUUUAUUUAAGUAUAAUUUAUUUUAUUAAUGCACGAUCAUGCAUAGAAUUCUACAGGACACUUGUUGCUAAUCUUGUUUUCUGACGG
This is a messenger RNA of Ceratitis capitata (Mediterranean fruit fly), 1481 nucleotides long. RefSeq names its product tetratricopeptide repeat protein 19 homolog, mitochondrial (gene Ttc19). Gene Ontology annotation, biological process: mitochondrial respiratory chain complex III assembly. The record is from RefSeq and is a predicted model, not a curated record. NCBI's taxonomy places the organism in Eukaryota, Metazoa, Arthropoda, Insecta, Diptera, Tephritidae. The coding region runs from base 77 to 1192 and encodes 371 amino acids. Gene Ontology annotation, cellular component: mitochondrial inner membrane. Gene Ontology annotation, molecular function: protein binding. The transcript is spliced from 4 exons.